Morchella sextelata is the source of this 1359-nucleotide messenger RNA. RefSeq lists its product as uncharacterized. Gene Ontology annotation, cellular component: mitochondrion; cytoplasm. The transcript has 4 exons. NCBI's taxonomy places the organism in Eukaryota, Fungi, Ascomycota, Pezizomycetes, Pezizales, Morchellaceae. Bases 1 to 1359 code for a protein of 452 amino acids. Gene Ontology annotation, molecular function: acetyltransferase activity; lipoic acid binding. The record is from RefSeq and is a predicted model, not a curated record.
AUGGCUAGGCCUCAGUUAUCCAUGCAGCUACUACGGCGUCGAAGGCUAUUACCGCAGUCAUUGACUAUCAGAAAGUUCAGUUCAUCUAUGAGAUUGCAAGAGGUAAAACCAUUUCUAUUGGCGGAUAUCGGUGAAGGAAUACGAGAAUGUGAGGUUAUACAAUGGUUCGUUGAGGCGGGAGCAAGGGUAGAGCAAUUCGAUAAGCUAUGCGAGGUCCAGAGUGAUAAGGCUUCGGUAGAAAUCACUUCGCGAUUCGAUGGUGUGAUUAAAAGGCUCCACUACGAAGCAGGGGAUAUGGCGAUAGUUGGAAAGCCACUUGUUGAUAUCGAUAUUCAAGGAGAAAUAAACGACACAUCACAACUUGGGUCAGCUGAACUUGAAGCUAUCUCUGAAACAAAGACAGCAGAACCACAUCAGUCGUCGCAUGAAGCAAUCCCAACACAGCCUUCGGGAAGACAUGCGUCAGUCGCAACACCAGCAGUAAGGCAUUCGGCGAAGGAGCACGGUGUUGACAUAACUCAGGUUUCGGGCACCGGAAAGGAUGGACGGGUGCUGAAAGAAGAUGUCGUGGCAUUCAAGAAGCGUCGGGAUUCUGGAGAACUGCCACCGCCAAUGGCUGAUAUCCCUAGGACGGUUCCAGUGACUGAAGAACAGAAGGUGGCUCUUACACCUAUUCAAACCAUGAUGUUUAAGACAAUGACCAAAAGCUUGUCGAUUCCACAUUUUCUUUACUCCGACGAGAUUCAUCUAGAUCCUCUUGUGCGAGCUCGAACCGUCAUCAACACAUCUCUGAGUAAAGAUUCGGUGGUGCAUAAAAUAUCUUACAUGCCCUUUAUCAUCAAGGCCGUUUCUCAAGCCCUCGAAUCCUACCCUAUCAUCAACAGCCGCCUUGAUACUGACGACGAGAAACCGCAACUAGUAUUACGCCCCCAACACAACAUUGGAGUUGCUCUGGAUACGCCUAUUGGCCUUAUUGUACCAAACAUAAAGAACGUCAGAAGUCUGAGCAUUUUGGAGAUCGCAGCUGAGUUAAGAAGACUCCAAGCAGCUGGAGCUGAAGGAAAGCUCUCCCCAGCUGAUUUGCAAGGCGGAACAAUCACCGUGAGCAAUAUUGGAAACAUCGGGGGUACAGUUGUGGCCCCAGUGAUUGUUCCCAGCGAGGUGGCUAUUCUGGGUAUGGGCCGCGCGCAGACGAUUCCUGCCUUUGACAAUAAUGGCACUGUAGUCCCCAAAACAAUCAUUAACGUUUCAUGGUCGGCGGACCACCGCGUAGUUGAUGGUGCAACUAUGGCAAGAAUGGCAGCCCUGGUGAAGUCCUUCCUUGAGGAGCCUGAGUUAAUGAUGGCCAGGUUGAAAUAA